AUGAAAUUCUUCGGUGCUUUCGUUAUCGCUGCUUUCGUAGCUCAGAUCGCCGCUGCUGUACCUUUGUACAACGGCUGUGGAUGCAACCAACAAGUUGUCCAACCAGUGCAACAAGUUGUCCAACCAGUUCAACAAGUGCAACCCAUUGUCAUUCCCCAACGCACCUGCCAACAAUGCUGCCCCAAACCCCAACCACAACCCAUUGUUGUUGAACAACAAGUUCAACCCGUCCAAGUCCAAGUUGAACCCAUUGUCCAAGUCGUGCCAUCUCCCGAUGUCCACGUCCACGACAAAGCCACCUACAACCCCACUUCUCACUCCACCUCUUACACCGUCUUCAACUUGGCUGUUCCCCAACAACAAACUGUUGUUGAAACCGUCGUUGUUGAACCUGAACCAGUCGUCGAAACCGUCGUCGUUGAACCUAAACCUCAACCCGUCAUCAUCCAACAAGCUGCCCCAUGCUGCUGCGAAACUGAAUACGUCUACCAAACACCUGUUGUCCAAGCUGCCCCUGUUGUCCAAGCUGCUGUUCAACCAGUUGUCCAACAAGUCUACCAACAAGGCCCCGCUUAUUUCCAACAACCACAACAACAAGAAGUGAUCUUCCACCAAAACGUUGCUGCUCCUGUUGUCUACCAAGUACCAAACGUGCAAGAAUACGUCGUGCCAGCUGUUCAAUACCAAGGCCCAGCUGUCCAACAAGUUUCUGCCCCAGUUGUUCAAGUUGCUGCCCCUGUUGCCCAACAAGUCGUAGCUCCAGUUGCUCAACAAGUUGUUGCCCCCGUUGCCCAACAAGUUGUUGCCCCUGUUGCUCAACAAGUUGUCCAACAACGCCCCGCUUGCGGAUUCUAA
Messenger RNA from Ctenocephalides felis (cat flea), 855 nucleotides. RefSeq names its product cytadherence high molecular weight protein 1-like. Bases 1 to 855 code for a protein of 284 amino acids. Lineage: Eukaryota; Metazoa; Arthropoda; Insecta; Siphonaptera; Pulicidae. The record is from RefSeq and is a predicted model, not a curated record. The transcript has 2 exons.